Molecule: messenger RNA, 5114 nt
Organism: Cyprinodon tularosa
Lineage: Eukaryota; Metazoa; Chordata; Actinopteri; Cyprinodontiformes; Cyprinodontidae
Product: breakpoint cluster region protein-like
Exons: 24
Coding region: 60-3998 (1312 amino acids)
Biological process (GO): intracellular signal transduction; protein phosphorylation; positive regulation of GTPase activity
Cellular component (GO): membrane
Molecular function (GO): GTPase activator activity; protein serine/threonine kinase activity; guanyl-nucleotide exchange factor activity
Source: RefSeq, a predicted model, not a curated record
GUGUUCACGAGUCACUACUGUAAACAGUAGCAGGAUUAACAAGUAAAAGUAGGGCUGCUAUGACUAACCGACAUGUGUGGAGCUGCUGGGAGGAUAAAGGAAACGUUUGGGGCUUCAGGAUGGUGGAACCGGUAGGGUUUGCGGAGGCAUGGAGAGCCCAGUUCCCUGAGUCUGCCCCCCCUAAGAUGGAUCUGAACACGUUAGGGGACAUUGAACAGGAGCUGGACAAAUGCAAAUCCUCUAUCCGGCUGCUGGAGAAACAAGUCAACAAAGAGCGUUUUCGGAUGAUCUACCUGCAGACUCUUCUCGCUAAAGAGAAAAAAUCCUAUGAUGGGCAGAGAUGGGGGUUUAAAAAGAUACCACAGAUGAAUGACCAAGAUAUGCCCAGUGGGUCAGAAGACAGGAGGGCACAGACUAAUGAGGCACAGGUAGAUGAGCAGGAGCAAAAGCAGAGGGGCUUCUGCAGGAAUCCAAGGAACACUGGACACCCAGAGGAAAUAGUAGAUGAUCUGUCUUCGACAAAACCUAAAGAAAGUGUGUCCCCUGCUCGCCAUGACUCUGAGCCUCCUGCUUUCCCAGUGGGAACAGGAUCUGUUGCAGCUCUGAGGUCCAACUUUGAGCGCAUCAGGAGAGCUAACUCCCAACCAGCAGGGGAAAACAGGGGGUUAUCAGUGAUGGGAAGCCAGGAGAAACCCUUCUACGUGAACAUGGAGUACCAUCAUGAACGAGGGCUGGUCAGGGUAAACGAUAAGGAGGUCUCGGAUAAGAUCAGCACCUUGGGUUGUCAGGCCAUGCAGAUAGAGCGAAAGAGGUCCAUGCAUUCUUUACCAGGAAACCUAUCGGCUGUUGCAGGGGAAAUUUGCAAGCCAGUUCAGAGAGGUAGAUCCACUGAAGGGCCCUGCAACUUCAGCUGGUCACCUGACGAUCCUGAGGUCAUCAAAAACUUCCUAAAAGACAGGUCUGCUGAGGGGAAGUCAGAGAGGCAGACAGUAGAGUACCAGCCUUACACCAGUUUGUACAUUGGCGGACUGAUGGGUGAAGGCGACACUCGAGUGAUCCACAUCAGGGACGGCAGCUUAGAAGAGGAUCCCCACCUCACUUGGCCGAGGCGCUCCUACUCUCCAGGGAGCUUUGAUGAUGUUGGCGGUGGCUACACACCAGACUGCAGCUCUAAUGAAAACCUGACAUCCAGUGAGGAGGACUUCUCCUCAGGCCAGUCCAGCCAUGUGUCUCCCAGCCCUUCUACCUAUCCUAUGUUUAGGGAGAAAAGCCGCUCUCCCUCCCAGCACUCCCAGCUAUCCAUCGACAGCAGCAGCCCACCCACACCUCUGCCACAGAAAUGUCUGAAGCAGCAGGGCGCCCCCUCAAUCAUCGGUGUCCGUAAAAGGGGCCAGAUGUGGCCCGGUGAUGGAGACUCCACCACAUCCAGCAGGACCUUCCAUGACAACAGUGUGCUUCGAGAUUUGGAUGCUCCCCAUAUCGAAAACCCUCCAUCAUAUGGCUAUGACCUGGAGCAUUCAGAGGAGAACCAGCCUGACUGUGGGGCUCUGUCGUUGACCGGGUCUCCUUCCUCCUCUCCACAGCUCCACUCCAAGAACAGGAACAGCAGAUUGAUGCAUUCUUCAGGUUCUCUCGAUUCCACACAGUCGGUGGAGCUGGAACAGGAAAAGAGGCAGGAGAUGAGGAAAUGGGUUCUGUCUGGGAUCCUGGCCAGUGAGGAAACCUACCUCAACCACCUGGAAGCCCUGCUGAUUCCUAUGAAGCCUCUAAAGGCUGCAGCCACUACUUCCCAGCCGAUGCUGACCAUCCAGCAGAUAGAGACAAUCUUCUUCAAAGUUCCAGAGCUCCAUCAGAUCCACAAGGAUUUCUACAAUGCUCUGCUGCCCCGAGUCCAAGACUGGAGCUACCAGCAGUGUGUAGGCGACCUCUUCCAAAAGCUGGCCAGCGAGCUUGGAGUGUAUCGGGCUUUCGUAGACAACUAUAAGGUUGCUGUGGAGACGGCAGACAAGUGCUGCCAGGCCAACUCUCAGUUUGCACAGAUAUCUGAGAAUCUCAAAGUAAAAAGCACAAAGGAAUGCAAAGAACAGUCAGCUAAAAAUUCUCUGGAAACUCUACUCUAUAAGCCUGUGGAUAGGGUGACACGCAGCACCCUAGUCCUUCAUGACCUUCUGAAGCACACACCCUCCAGCCAUCCAGACUUUCCAUUGUUGCAGGACGCCCUGCGAAUCUCCCAGAACUUUUUGUCCAGCAUUAAUGAAGAGAUCACACCACGCAGACAGUCAAUGACUGUUAAAAAGGGAGAGAACCGACAGCUGCUGAGGGAUCGCUUCAUGGUGGAGCUGGUUGAAGGUUCCAGGAAACUGCGUCAUGUCUUCCUCUUCACAGACCUGCUGCUCUGCACCAAACUAAAGAAACAGGCUGCAGGAAAAGGGCAACAGUAUGACUGCAAAUGGUACAUCCCACUGGCUGACGUGACCUUCCAAACCAUUGAUGACUGCGAGUCCUGUCCCAUCCCUCUGGUCCAGGAGGAGGAAAUUGAUGCGAUGAAGAUAAAGAUAUCCCAAAUCAAGAAUGAAAUUCAGAGAGAAAAGAGGACCACCAAAGGAGCUAAGAUGAUAGAGCGACUGAAGAAGAAGUUGUCUGAACAAGAAUCACUUCUGCUCCUCAUGUCCCCAAACAUAGCAUUCCGAGUGGCCAACAGAAAUGGCAAAGGAUUCACAUUUUUAAUCUCCUCUGAUUAUGAGCGAGCAGAGUGGAGAGAGAUCGUGCGAGAGCAGCAGAAGAAGUGCUUUAAGAGCUUCUCUUUGACCUCUCUGGAGCUGCAGAUGCUCACAAACUCAUGUGUGAAACUCCAAACUGUUCACUCUAUUCCAAUGACAAUGAAUAAGGAAGACGAAGAAUCCUCUGGUUUAUAUGGCUUCCUGAAUGUCAUCGUCCACUCUGCAUCAGGACUCAAGCAAAGCUUAAAUCUUUACUGCUCCCUGGAGGUGGACUCCUACGGCUACUUUGUCAACAAAGCCAAGACACGUGUGUACAGGGACUCCACAGUGCCCAGCUGGAAUGAGGAGUUUGAGAUCGAGCUGGAGGGCUCUCAGACUCUAAGGCUGCUGUGCUACGAGAAGUGCUGCCCCAAAACCAAACAGAGCAAAGAGGAGGGAGAGAUUACAGAUAAGAUUGUGGCCAAAGGACAAAUUAAGCUGGAUCCUCAAACUCUACAGAAUAAAGAUUGGCAGAGAAUAGUCAUUGCCAUGAACGGGAUUGAGGUGAAGCUGUCAAUGAAAUUUACCAGCAGGGAGUUCAGCUUAAAGCGAAUGCCUUCACGGAAGCAGUCUGGUGUCUUUGGAGUAAAAAUUCAAGUUGUCACAAAGCGGGAACGCUCCAAAGUUCCACUAAUUGUUCGGCAGUGUGUGGAGGAGAUUGAGAGACGUGGGAUGGAUGAAGUGGGGAUCUACAGAGUGUCUGGUGUUGCCACUGACAUCCAGGCCUUAAAGGCUGCUUUUGACUCGAACAAUAGGGAUGUAUCGGUUAUGAUGAGGGAGAUGGACGUAAAUGCAAUUGCUGGAACUCUGAAGCUGUAUUUCCGUGAGCUGCCAGAGCCUCUCUUCACCGAUGAGUUAUAUCCAAACUUUGCUGGAGGCAUCGCUCUCUCUGACAGUGUGGCAAAGGAGAGCUGCAUGCUCAACCUGCUGCUAUCUCUGCCAGAGCCAAACCUGGUGACUUUUCUCUUUCUACUAGACCACUUAAAAAGGGUGACUGAAAAUGAGAGUGUCAACAAAAUGUCUUUGCACAACUUGGCCACUGUUUUUGGACCCACUUUGCUUCGACCUUCUGAAAAAGACAGCAAAAUCCCAUCGAGUUCCCAACCCAUCUCCAUGAAUGACUGCUGGUCCCUUGAGGUUAUGGCUCAGGUCGAAGUCCUUCUCUACUUCCUCCAGUUGGAGAGCAUUCCAGCCCCUGACAGCAAGCGACAAAGUCUCCUGUUUUCCACGGAAGUAUGACAGGAACUGGAAGGAACUUCCCUAUAAUGAUCUACAGAAGGAGUAUCAGCCUGUUUUGUGCAGCCUUGCAUUUACUUUUGUUAGCCAGCAGGAGGCACCACUACCCUCUAGAAAACUGGAAGACACGAUUAUCAAACAUGCUCUGUUUACGUCAUUCUGCUGUGUCAGUAAAAGACUUCCCUGAAGAUUUAUAAGUGAAAUAUAUAAUUCCAUUUUUAUUCAAUUUAGCUAAGGAAGAACUAUUUACAGUUCUUUGUUGUAUUCCCUCACACUGUUUUAUGCAGUUUAUCUCCAAAUUUACACUGGAGUUUUGUUUAUAUGUCUGAAAUUUAUCUGAUUUAUCUGUUGCUGUGGAUGGUUGGAUCAAGAUAGAUUUUCCCAAACCUCCCUCCAAAAACAGUCUAAAUUCACCUGUGCCAAUGUUUCCCAGAUAAUGACCAAUAGAGCUAGAGCUUUUCUUUUCCUCAUUUGUUUACACGUUUUAAAUUGUAUAAGAACUACAACUCUAGUCAGCACAUGUUAACAUGCAGGCAUGUUGAAUUAACCAGUGGAGGUUUUGUUUUGUUUAAAACUAUCGUUUUCCUGCUCUGUUUUUCAGUGCUCAGAUGAGCUACAGUAUCAUUUUACUGGUACAUAGAGUUUUAAGGCGAAUCAUUCCAGGAAAUCUACCCAAAGUCAGCCUAACAUAGAAUGUGUACCAUGCUUUGUAUAGUUUUGAUUACAUGUCUCUCUUUUUGUCCACAGUCCAUAACAGUGUUCACUUUCUCAGAUUUUAUCUAAAAAAUGUAUUCAGCUAAAAUUCUUAUAUUGCUUUGUGCAUUCCUUCGUAGUCUGCCACAGCUGUAGAAAUAAGAGCACUAUCUGCAAACACUAAAUAUUUAUCUGUAGGACAAUCGAAAUCCAGCAGUUCCCUCAAACCACCCUAGCAAUGUUGGGGAUUGUGUACACCCUGUGCUUGCAGGUUUUAUUCCAGCUCUUUACAAAUAGUAAAAACAAAAACUGUAACCUUAAAAGUUCAUGAUUCAAGUCAAGCAAUGAUUCUUAGUGAUGCUUAUAGAUUUCUAUUGUAAAGUAUGUUUGAUUUAUGUAAAUAAAAACUUCUAAAUUUUAUUUUUA